Messenger RNA from Otolemur garnettii (small-eared galago), 897 nucleotides. It is a transcript of the gene DLX4, whose product is annotated as distal-less homeobox 4. Bases 141 to 866 code for a protein of 241 amino acids. The transcript is spliced from 3 exons. Gene Ontology annotation, biological process: cell differentiation; embryo development; negative regulation of transcription by RNA polymerase II. Lineage: Eukaryota; Metazoa; Chordata; Mammalia; Primates; Galagidae. Gene Ontology annotation, molecular function: RNA polymerase II cis-regulatory region sequence-specific DNA binding; DNA-binding transcription factor activity, RNA polymerase II-specific. The record is from RefSeq and is a predicted model, not a curated record.
ACGGGAUCUUACGUGUGGGGGCUGCUGGCUGGGGGGCUUGUCCGGCCCAACGCCCGAGGCUUGGGAAAAGAGAGUUGGCGCAGGAAGCGGACUACGUGAAGGGCCAUGGCCUAGGCCCUCCGGCCCGGGCGCCGGCCGCAAUGACCACUUUGCCCUGCCCCCUCCCUGGCCCGGACGCCUCCAAAGUUGUCUUCCCAGACCUUACCCCUGUUGCGUCGGUAGUGGCUGCCUAUCCUCUUGGCCUGUCCCCUACAACCUCAGCCUCCCCUGAUUUGUCCUACUCCACGCCGUAUAGCCACCUCCUAUCCUACCCGUAUACCGGGCCAGCGACCCCCAAGGCCCCCUACCUGUCCUACCAGCAACCUGCGGCACCUUCUCAGCCCCUCCACGGCCCCGCCGAGCACCCACAGGAACCAGAGGCAGACUCUGAAAAGCCGCUGCUGUCCCGGGACCCCUCCGAGCGACGCCCGCAGGCCCCCCCAGUCAAGAAGCUGCGCAAGCCAAGGACCAUCUACUCCAGCCUGCAGCUGCAGCACCUGAACCAGCGUUUCCAGCACACGCAGUAUCUGGCGCUGCCGGAGAGGGCCCAGCUGGCAGCGCAGCUUGGCCUCACCCAGACCCAGGUAAAGAUCUGGUUUCAGAACAAACGCUCCAAAUACAAGAAGCUCCUGAAGCAGAACUCUGGGGGGCAGGAAGGAGACUUCCCUGGGAGGACCCCUUCCAUGUCUCCCUGCUCCCCACCGCUUCCCUCCCUCUGGGAUCUACCCAAGGUGGGGACCCUGCCCACUGGUGGCUAUGGCAACAGCUUUGGUGCCUGGUAUCAGCAUCACUCCCCAGAUGUGCUGGCUUCACCUCAGAUGAUGUGAGUCUGGGCAAGGGCAGGUCUGGCCCCCAGCC